AUGGAUUUGUUUAUAAUUAACAGGUAUGUAGGAGAGAAUGUUGAUGACGAUUUAAUUGAUAGAGAAACAAAACAUUUACAAAAAUUAAAACAAAGAAUUGAAGAGAGAAAGAAGACACAUAGAAAUGAAAAGGCUUUAGACACAAUUACACUUAAACAUGAAGACACAGAAAAGAAUUUUGAUAGUUACAAGCCACUUGAAACUGAAAACCUAAAAGAUUCUGCAGAUAAUAAUUACAAAGAAAUAACGGAUGAAGAUAAGGGAAUUAAAAGAAAAAAAACUACUAAUGAUAGAGUUGAAUUCAAAGUUUUAGGGAUAAAUGAUUUUGAAAAGAAAUCUAAGGUACAAAGAGUUUUACCACAUUGGUUAUCUCAUCCAUACAGUGUUUCAAAAAAUUUACAAAAUUUAACUUGCAAAGUGGAAACUCAACAUUGGUUACACAGCGUCUUAAAAAAUACAUUACUCAGUGAAGGUGUAACUCACUUCUUUCCUGUACAAGAACAAGUAAUACCUUUUAUAUUGAAUGAACACAAAUUACCCUAUCCACUAUGGCCACAUGAUAUUUGUGUUUCUGCACCUACAGGCAGUGGAAAGACUUUGACAUUUGUUCUCCCAAUUAUUCAGAUAUUAAUGAGUGAAAUUGGACAUUACAUAAGGGCUUUAAUUGUUCUACCAGUGCAAGAGCUAGCAACCCAGGUUGCCAAAGUUUGUAAAAAAUAUUGUACAAAUACAGGCUUAAGAGUGGCCUUGUUGAGUGGCUCCACACCAUUGCAUCUGGAGCAACAACACCUUAUGAAAUAUACUGAAUCAUCAGGAUGGAUUAGUGAAGUAGACAUCAUAGUGUGCACAGCUGGAAGAUUGGUAGAGCACUUACAAAAUACUGACGGGUUUUCAUUAAGACAUUUAAAGUUUCUAGUUAUAGAUGAAGCUGAUAGAAUCAUGGACAAUAUUCAAAAUGAUUGGCUUUAUCACAUGGACAGGCAUAUACGGCUAGAACAUAAUUUAGUGACAAGUAAAGUUCCCCCUCUAAAUUGGAACUGUAUAAGUGAUCAAAAAUCAUUACCUCAUAAAUUACUUUUUUCUGCUACUCUUUCUCCUGAUCCUGAGUUGUUAGAACAAUGGGGAUUAUAUCAACCAAAACUGUUUUCUGCUGCUCCAAUUUCUGAUUUUGAAGGUGAACACCUUAUUAAAAAGUAUACAACACCUGAUGAACUAAUUGAGCAAUUUGUGACUUGCAGUGCUGAAGAAAAACCUCUUAUAUUAUUCCAUUUAUUAGUAGAGAAGAAAUGGGACAAGGUUCUAUGUUUUACAAAUUCAGCACAAUCAGCACACAGAUUAACAGUUUUACUCAAUGAAUGGGGUAAAGAGAAACUUAAAGUUGUAGAAUUAUCAUCAGCCUUAGACAGAACAAGUAGAGAGAGUGUAUUUAAAAAAUUUACGCAGUCAGAGGUUAAUGUGAUAAUCAGCACUGAUGCUUUAGCUAGAGGAAUUGAUAUACCAGAGUGUAGUUAUGUUAUAUCAUAUGAUCCUCCUAGAAAUAUAAAGACCUAUGUUCAUAGAGUUGGAAGAACUGGUCGCGCAGGAAGAGUAGGCACUGCUGUGACUAUAUUACUUCAUAAUCAAUUCAAUAUGUUCAAGGAACUACUGCAGUCUGGAGAAAAGUCAGAAAUACCACAAAUGGAAAUUCCAGAGGAAGCAUACAGUCAUUUAUUACAAGGUUAUGAACAAGCAAUUCUAGAAAUGAAAAAAAUAAUUCAUUCAGAAAUUAAUAACAAAGUAAGAAAGUCAAUUGAGCUUAAAAGAGGUACAAAGAAAAGAGCAAAGAAAAGAAAAUAUGGUGACAAAAGUAAUAAUAAGAGUGGUACAACACAAUAA
Molecule: messenger RNA, 1875 nt
Organism: Parnassius apollo (apollo)
Lineage: Eukaryota; Metazoa; Arthropoda; Insecta; Lepidoptera; Papilionidae
Source: the annotation of a GenBank genome assembly